Arachis stenosperma is the source of this 1938-nucleotide messenger RNA. Its product is annotated as beta-amyrin 11-oxidase-like. The record is from RefSeq and is a predicted model, not a curated record. The transcript is spliced from 8 exons. Lineage: Eukaryota; Viridiplantae; Streptophyta; Magnoliopsida; Fabales; Fabaceae. Gene Ontology annotation, biological process: multicellular organism development; brassinosteroid biosynthetic process; brassinosteroid homeostasis. Gene Ontology annotation, molecular function: heme binding; ent-kaurenoic acid monooxygenase activity; iron ion binding. The coding region runs from base 75 to 1577 and encodes 500 amino acids. Gene Ontology annotation, cellular component: endoplasmic reticulum.
CACAUACACAAAAAAAGUCCGAAUAUAAAUAUAGCCCCUAUGCACACAACUCAACUCAACUCAAGAAACGGGGAAUGAAAAUGGAGAUAAUAAGUUGGGUUUGGACGACUGGUGCCACAUUGUUGGCAUGGUACUUUGUGUUAAACACAUUGGGGAGAAGGAUCAAUGAAUGGUAUUAUGAUUUCAAGUUAGGAGACAAGCAUCGUCUUCUUCCUCCUGGUGACAUGGGUUGGCCUCUUCUCGGCAAAACAUUGCACUAUUUCAAGCACCCUCAUUUAUUUGUCCACAAUCUUGUUUCCAAAUAUGGAGAAAUUGGAAUGUACAAGACACACUUGUUCAUGAAGCCAACUAUCGUGGUGUCCAGUCUAGAGGCCUCAAGGAGAGUGUUAACUGACGAUAAAAACUUUAGGUCUAGUUAUCCUGAAACCGCCAUAACAGUGGUUAAAACCAUCUUAUCUGAAGUGUCAAGCGAGGAUCGCAAGCGUUUUCGACGCUUAGUCACUUCCCCCAUUCUGGGUUACAAUGCUUUGGCCAUGUUUCUUGAACGCAUAGAGGACAUUGUUGUCAAUUCACUCCAACGAAUGGCCAAUGAUAGCAUACAACAUCCUAUUGAGGUCAUCACCGAGACCAAGUCUCUCUCCAUGAGAGUCAUCCUUCACAUCUUCAUGGGUUCUAAGGAUCAAAACAUAAUCAAGCAAGUUGAACAUUUGUUUAGUGAUAUUGAUGAUGCCUUGUUCUCUUGGCCAAUUAACUUACCUGGUUUUUCUUAUUACAAAGCACUCAAGAACCGCAAGAAGAUGGAAAAAAUAGUUGGAUCCUUUGUGCAAGAUAGAAAGAUGAUGUUAAAAAAUGGUGAAGUAUUAUCAGAGAAGAAAGAUCUUGUGGAUGUUCUUUUGGAACUGGAAGAUGUGAACGGUCGAAAAUUAAAGGAUGAAGACAUUGUUGAUUUGUUGAUAUUAUUCUUAAUAGCUGGUCAGCAGACUACAGCCAGCACUAUAAUGUGGGCAAUGAUUUAUCUUACUAACAAUCCACUUGUCUUCAAGAAAGCUAAGGAGGAGCAAGAAGAAAUCAUGAAGUCAAGGUCACCUUCGCAACAGUAUUUAAGUAUUGAGGAAAUUAAGAAAAUGGUUUAUCUAAGUAAGGUAAUUAACGAAGUGUUACGUGUGACCGAUUUUUCGUUUCUACUUUUUCGAGAGGCGACUGCUGAUGUGAAUAUCAAUGGUUAUACCAUACCCAAAGGAUGGAAAGCAGUAAUUUUACCGAAAACUUGUCAUAUGUCUUCUCAAUAUUUUACCAAUCCAAAAAAUUUUGAUCCUUCCAGAUGGGAUGAUGAUAAUAAUAAUAAUAAUAAUGCAAAUCGAGAAGCCUUCAUUCCUUUUGGAGCUGGAACAAGGAUGUGCGCUGGAAGAGAUCUCACCAAAAUUGAAAUGCUCAUCUUUCUACAUCAUUUCGUUCUUAAUUACAAGUUUGAGCAAAUAAAUCCAGAAUGUCCUGUGUCUUACCUCCCACUACCCGUGCCUAAAGAUAAUUGUCUUGCUAAGGUCGCAAAAGUCUCAAUGGAAUAUCUAAGUGCUUGAUGUGCAAGAUCAACUCAUAGGAAGCGUUUCAGGUAUUCUAGUGUAUUUUACUGGAAGUCUGGUAUACUAUAGGUUAUAUCCAUUGAGAUAUAUGAUAAAAUAAUAGAAGGAUUCGGAUGAAUUGGAAGCAGACUGGUGUAUAUAUCAGGUGAUGUGCGUGCAUGGUGGGCGUGUUACCCAUUUUUUCUUUCUCCAGUGUGUUAGUGCGUUAGAUGUCUUUCUUGUCUAGGCUGGCGCGAGUUGGGGUAGUAGUGGUUGUCCUAAGCGCUGAGCCGGAUGUGAUGGUUCUGGACUUGGGCUCGUAUUUUUUUGUGGUACUUUGAGAUUGAGGUUCGUUAAAAAUAAACUCACUUUUUGUUUA